AUGGCGCCUCUAGUACCACCACAGCAACAGCCACCAGUAGGUGGACAGGAUGUUGGUUCAAAACCACGUCCUAAUCCUUCAACGGCGCCCGCCAUAUCAUAUACACCAACAGAUACUACUAUUCCACCGAUAUUAUACGAAAAGAUACCAAACUUAGAAUUGUAUAAAAAUCUCAAGGAAGCGGAGCGUAAGAUUGAUUUGUUAACUACAAGAAAGGCGAUGGAUUUUCAGGCGAUUAAUGCCAAAAUUAACCAGCACUCAACUUUGAAAAAGGAAACCGGAAUUUUGAGAGUAUUUAUUUAUAACACAUGCGAGAACCAGCCAUGGCAGAAGCAGUUGUUGCAGAACGAAGGAAAGGAAUUACCGGAUCCAACUUCUGCGGAAUCGGCUUGGACGUUGAGGGUUGAAGGUAGGUUUUUAAACGAUACUAAUAAUACUGAUAAUGAUGUAAGCCAGAACUUGAAAUUCAGUUCAUUCUUGUCGGGGAUUUCCAUUGAUAUUUUGCCCAAUGACGACUAUCCAGAUAUGCAAAACUCUCCUUCCAAUAUAAUCGAAUGGAGAGAUGAAUCUAUUGAUCACCAACCAGACGCCAAAUUUGGUGGUAAUAAUAGACAAUCUGAAUUCGACGGUUUGGACGUCAAAAGAUUUGGAAUAUUCAACAUUAAAUCUAAAAUUGCCAUAAUGAUAAAGGACCAAUCCACAAGUUUGAAAUUAAGUGACGAGAUGUCUCGUUUUGUCGGCAAACAGGAAGCAACACAACAAGAGUUAAUAUAUGCAAUCUGGCAAUACGUAUUAUAUAAAGACUUAUUCAGAAAGUCAGAUGCAUUUGCAAAGGUCCCUGCUGUUUCGAAUUCUUCUACAAUUUUAAACGGAAACGGGGUUGCUAGCAAUUUUGAAGACGAGGAAGAUGAUGAUUUUAAUAACAUUGAAUGUGAUGUGAUUUUGAGCGAAUUACUAAAGGUUCCUAAUUUCAAGUUUUCUGAUCUUUAUAGAUUAUUACAACCACAUUUCAAACCUAGGGAACCAGUCAUCAUUGAUUAUGAAAUAAACACAAGAAAAUCGACUACUUUGGGCGACUUAAUAGUAGAUAUUCCUGUGUCAUUGCCAUCGUCGGUAUCUAAAACUCAAAAAGAGAUUAUUGAAUCUACGAAAGCAACUUACGAAAAUUUAACCAAGUCAGAUGCAAGUAUUCAGCACUUGAACACUAGAAUUUCGAUGGGUAUAGUAGCUUUACAAAACGCAAAUGCCAGAGAGACAUUCUAUAGAGAGUUAAGUGAGAAUCCUGUUAAGUUUAUGGAAAACUGGCUUGAAAGUCAACUGGAGACAUUCAAGGCCUUAAAGAGUGACGAGGGAUACGAAGAAGAAGUCAUUAGAAGAGCUGAAUAUUUCGAAGAUAACGAGGAUAUGUUGAAAGAAAAGAUAGAUGUUUUAUUAGGUUCUGGAAGGUUCUAA
Messenger RNA from Debaryomyces tyrocola, 1452 nucleotides. The record is from the annotation of a GenBank genome assembly. NCBI's taxonomy places the organism in Eukaryota, Fungi, Ascomycota, Pichiomycetes, Serinales, Debaryomycetaceae.